AUGAACGCCAGCGACGACGAGCGGGAGCUUGCAGGGCAAGAGAUGCAGCGCCGGAGCGACCUGGAGCUCGGCUCCAGCGAUGACAGCGAGGAAGGGGCGAGGAAGUAUGACAAGGAAGGGGACUCGGAAGGUGAUCACGAGACCGACGACGAAGUCGAUGGAGAGUCAGAGCUGGCCAAGCGAGGAGCCAAGAAGUUCAUUCCGGUGACGCUGGCCUUCAAGAACCUGUUCUACUCGGUCCAGGUGCGCAAGGGCAAGAACCCUUUCCAGAAGAAGCAAAAGAAGACCCUGCUCAAGGACCUCCACGGCGAGCUGCGACCGGGCGAGGUCACCGCCAUUAUGGGUCCCUCCGGAGCGGGCAAGACGACGCUGCUCAACCUACUGGCCGGCCGCGUGCAGGGCGGCAAGACCAAGGGCUCGCUCACGGUCAACGACUUCCCCAAGGACCACAUUUCCAGCCGCCGGUGGCAGCGACUGAGCUCCUACGUCAUGCAGGACGACGUGAUGUACCCGAUGCUGACGCCGCGCGAGACGUUCUGGUUCUCGGCGCAGCUCAAGCUGCCCCUGACCGAGCGCAACAAGAAGGCCAAGGUCGACGCGCUCAUCGAGGAGCUGGGACUGGAGAAGUGCCAGAGGACCAAGAUCGGCAACGCCGAGCAGCGCGGCAUCUCGGGCGGACAGCGGAAGCGGGUGAGCAUCGGCAUGGAGAUGAUCACCGACCCGUCGAUCCUCUUCCUCGACGAGCCCACCUCUGGGCUGGACUCCUCGACUUCCUAUUCGCUGGUGGAAAAGCUGCGGCACCUGGCCGCCAUGGGCCGCACCAUCGUGACCACCAUCCACCAGCCCAGCACCGACAUCUUCUUCAAGUUCGACCGCCUGAUGCUGCUGGCCGACGGCCACAUGGUCUACAACGGACCCACCAAAGACGUCGUGGCCUACUUCGCCAAGCUCGGCUACACCUGCCCCCAGUACACCAACCCCGCCGAGUUCAUCAUGAACCUGGUGAAGGCGGACAGCUACAUUUCGAGCAAAGAAGACGGGGAGGAGAGGCUCAAGCAUCUGAUCAGGGCCUUCCGGGCCGAUAACAACCUGCCCGAGCUGACCGAAGACGGCGGGGCCUACGCCGACGGCAUCAAGCGCAGCGGCGGCAGUGACACCAAGCUCAAGAAGAGGAAGAUGAUGAAGAAGAAGCGGCACCACCAUCGCGAUGGUGAUGAAGACGUGUCGAAGAUUCCGGUCACGAGCGGACCCAACUUUCUCUACCGAUGGGGCCUGCUCUGUCUCCGUUCGGGCAUCAUGCAGCUCCGCGACCCGCUGCAGGUCCCCGCUCGGCUCAUCCAGGCCCUGUUCCUCGCCUUCCUCGUGGGCUUCCUCUACCUCCAGAUUGGGGACAACCAGCGGAGCAUUGCGGACAGGCAGGGCUCGCUGUUCUUCGUGGUGAUGUCGCUGUCCAUGGGGCCGAUGAUGGGCUGCCUGGUGGUGUUCCAGGCCGAGCGGGUGAUCUUCAUUCGCGAGCACUCGACCGGCUGCUACAGCACGCUGGCCUACUACCUCGCCAAGGUCUUCGCCGACAUCCCCGCCCUCCUUGUGGUGCCGAUCGUGCAAGGCACCAUCUCCUACUGGAUGGUGGGGUACCAGUCGGCGGCCGACCGGUACUUCAUCUUCAUCGCCGCCUGUAUCGCCGUGACGCUGGUGGCCCACGCCCUGGGCCUGUCGAUCAGCGCCGGCGCGCCGAACUUGGACGUGUCGAUGGCCAUCUCGCCCAUCCUCUUCAUUCCUCUCAUGCUCCUCGGCGGCUUCUACCUGAGCGACGACUCCAUUCCCAAGUGGCUCAUAUGGAUCAAGUACUUCUCGCCGUUCAAGUAUGCCUUCAACAUUGUGGCGAGGAACGAGUUUGAGGGCCUCACCUUCACCUGCGACCCCGACCCCACGGAAGCCUGCACACCGACUGGUGAGAAAGUGUUGCACAACCUGAACCUUGACAACGACGAAGGGAGCUUAUGGGCCUCCUUCCUCUUCCUGCUCAUGCAGUACUGCUUCUUCCACACACUCGCCUACGUUCUGCUGCGCCUCACCGCCGGUCGGAGGAAGGCCUAA
Acanthamoeba castellanii str. Neff is the source of this 2097-nucleotide messenger RNA. Its product is annotated as ABC2 type transporter superfamily protein. Gene Ontology annotation, molecular function: ATP binding; ABC-type transporter activity; ATP hydrolysis activity. Gene Ontology annotation, cellular component: membrane. The transcript has 8 exons. NCBI's taxonomy places the organism in Eukaryota, Discosea, Longamoebia, Acanthamoebidae. The record is from RefSeq and is a predicted model, not a curated record. Bases 1 to 2097 code for a protein of 698 amino acids.